Molecule: messenger RNA, 2572 nt
Organism: Syzygium oleosum
Lineage: Eukaryota; Viridiplantae; Streptophyta; Magnoliopsida; Myrtales; Myrtaceae
Product: subtilisin-like protease SBT1.6
Exons: 2
Coding region: 40-2364 (774 amino acids)
Biological process (GO): proteolysis
Molecular function (GO): serine-type endopeptidase activity
Source: RefSeq, a predicted model, not a curated record
CUGUCGCACACUUCACUCACUUCCUUCACUAUCGCUCUCAUGGCUUCUUCGCUCUUCUUCUUCGCUCUCUCCUUCUUCUUCUUCUCCUUCUUCUACUCCGUCCGCUGCUCCUCCGAUGAGGCGGCGGCGGCGGCGACCUACAUCGUCCGCGUGGACUCCAGCUCGAAGCCCUCCAUCUUCCCCACCCACUACCACUGGUACUCCUCCGAGUUCGCCGACCCGGCCCGGAUCCUCCACACCUACGACACCGUCUUCCACGGCUUCUCCGCCACCCUCACCGGGCCCCAGGCCUCCGCCCUCCUCCGCCACCCCAACGUCCUCGCCGCCUUCGAGGACCACCGCCGCCGCCUCCACACCACCCGCUCCCCGCAGUUCCUCGGCCUCCGCAACCAGCGCGGCCUCUGGUCCGAGUCCGACUACGGGUCCGACAUCAUCGUCGGCGUCUUCGACACGGGCAUCACCCCCGAGCGGCGCAGCUUCUCGGACCGCAACCUCGGGCCCGUGCCGAAGCGCUGGAAGGGCGUUUGCGAGGCGGGCGUCGGGUUCUCCUCCAGGAGCUGUAACCGGAAGAUCGUCGGAGCGAGGUUUUUCGCUAAGGGGAGCGAGGCCGCCGGAAGAUCUGCCGGUCCGGCGAUUGGCAUCAACGAGACGGUCGAGUUCAGGUCGCCGAGAGAUGCCGACGGGCACGGCACGCACACGGCGUCGACGGCUGCUGGAAGAUACACGUUCCAAGCUUCCAUGGCCGGUUACGCACCCGGGAUCGCGAAGGGGGUCGCGCCGAAAGCACGGAUUGCGUCCUACAAGGUUUGUUGGAAGGAUUCUGGUUGUUUUGAUUCUGAUAUCCUCGCGGCCUUCGACGCCGCCGUCAAGGAUGGUGUGGACGUGAUAUCAAUCUCGAUCGGCGGCGGAGACGGGGUCUCCCCGCCAUACUAUCUCGACCCUAUUGCAAUCGGGUCGUAUGGGGCCGUUGCGCAUGGGGUCUUUGUCUCGGCCUCGGCGGGCAAUGACGGGCCGAACGGGAUGUCGGUGACGAACCUUGCCCCGUGGCUGACCUCAGUGGGCGCUGGCACAAUCGACCGGAACUUCCCGGCUGAUGUGACCCUCGGCAACCGAGUCAAGCUAUCCGGCGUGUCCCUGUACUCUGGACCGCCCUUGGGCGGCAAAAUGUAUCCCCUGGUCUAUCCUGGCAAAUCAGGGGUUUUAUCUGCUUCACUCUGUAUGGAGAAUUCUCUUGAUCCGAAUCUCGUCAAAGGCAAGAUCGUAAUUUGCGACCGCGGCAGCACCGCCCGGGUUGCGAAAGGCCUGGUGGUGCAGAAAGCUGGUGGCGUCGGCAUGAUUCUUGCGAACGGAAUGUCUAAUGGUGAAGGCCUAGUUGGUGAUGCUCAUGUCAUUCCCACUGCUGCACUCGGUGCUACCGAGGGUGAUGCAGUGAAGUCCUAUAUUUCGUCGACUGCAAACCCGAUUGCCACCAUUGAUUUCCGCGGUACCCUGAUCGGGAUCAAGCCAGCUCCGGUAGUGGCCUCAUUCUCGGGUCGUGGCCCGAACGGGCUAAACCCGGAAAUCCUGAAACCAGACUUAAUUGCCCCGGGGGUGAACAUUUUGGCAGCUUGGACCGAUGCAGUCGGUCCGACUGGGUUGGCCUCAGAUAAGAGGAAGACCGAGUUUAACAUCCUGUCGGGGACUUCGAUGGCUUGCCCCCACGUGAGCGGCGCCGCUGCGUUGCUCAAGUCGGCGCACCCAGAUUGGAGUCCUGCCGUGAUCCGAUCUGCCAUGAUGACCACGGCCAAUUUGGUUGAUAACAGGAACCAGCUGAUCAGUGAUGAAUCCACUGGGAAGCCUGCGAGCCCUUAUGAUUUCGGUGCUGGGCAUCUACAUCUGGAUCUUGCUAUGGACCCAGGACUAGUCUAUGACAUUACUAACGAUGACUACGUGAGCUUCUUGUGCUCGAUCGGUUAUUCCAACAAGGUCAUUCAGGUGAUCACUCGAUCGCCGGCAAAUUGCCCUGCCAAGAAGCCCUUACCAGAGAACCUGAAUUAUCCAUCGAUAUCCGCCCUUUUCUUGACGUCGUCAACGGGGGUCCAGAGCAAGACGUUCAUCCGGACCGUGACAAAUGUCGGCCAGCCGAACGCGGUCUACCGGGUGAGGGUCGAGUCGGUGCCGAAAGGGGUCACCAUAAGCGUGAAGCCGGCCAAGCUGGUGUUCACGGAGGCUGUCAAGAAGCAGAGCUACGUGGUGACUGUGUCGGCAGAUACCCGGAACUUGGAGCUCGGGAACUCGGGCGCGGCCUUCGGGUCGCUUGCUUGGUCCGAUGGGAAGCACGUGGUGAGGAGCCCCAUCGCCGUUACGGAAAUAACCAUGAUGUGAAUGGUUAGGCUUGUAGAUUUGAUGCUGAUCAAACGGUGGUUCUUGAUCAGGACAUGUUUUUAGCUUAUGUUAUAUAGUUUGGAAGAGUUGCUUAGGGAAAGUGCAAGUGUGAAGUAAGAGCGAGUAACGAAGCGUAGGAUUCGGCUCUCUCAUGGAAGAGCUCUCUUUGGAGCCGUAGUCUUGAAAUAUGCAUCUUGAAGUUUCUUUU